AUCGAUAAAAUAUUGAUAUUGAUAAAAUUAUAGACUAUAAAUAAAUUAUCUAUAUUACUGUUUUAAUACCCGUAUUUAAGACAUCUCAUGUUAUUUGUCUAAAAUUCGGUGUUGGUAUUGAUAGUGAAUUCAUAAAAAACAACAAUCAUCUUUAAUAUGAAAAAAAUGGGAGUACCAACGGAAUCUACAUUUCUUGAUGUCAAGCUGCCCCAAACUAUUCUUGAAUCCCCUUCAACAUCGACUUUUUUGCCAGAUGAAGAGGCUGCUUUUUGUCCAUUACUUCCAAGUAGAAUUUUAGGUCCCAUAGCACAUCCAUUGAGCCCCAAUCAUAUGAAUAAGGACGGUAUUACAUCAAAGAUAAUCAGUUUAGAUUGUAAGGCCGAGUCAAGUUCUACAGAUAGUAGUAGCGGGAUUGCUAUCGACGUCCAAGAAUCUACUACCAACAACCUAUUCCAUAAUGGAAGCUAUCAACAUCUACAAAAUAACAAUAUUAAUACAGAAGAGGAUACCCACUUCAUUGGCAAAAAAUCGCCAGACGCUCCCUCUUUUGUAUCAUGGAACUGGCCGCUAAUUCGGAAAUGUACUUUUUUUAUUUUUGUCUCUACUAUUUUAGCUAUGUGCUCUAUAGUUGUUGCAAAAAUAUCUAAUAUGCCCAAAUCUUGUAAUCCAAAAACAACAUGGUACCGUGGAGGUGUAUUUUACGAAAUGAGAUUUCAGGAUUCGGAGUAUGCAGGAAUUAAUGAUAUAAAUGAAAUUAUCAACCACCUUGAUUACCUCUCCUCAUUAGAUAUAGCAGCAGUCAGGCUUAAUUCUAUUUUUCUACCAGGAAAUAUAGAUAAUGUCACAUCGACACUUCACAUAGAUCCUGCAAUUGGGACUGCAUUCCAGCUAAAGGUUUUAAUCGAUGCCUUAAAAUCCCGAAAUAUAGCUCUGCUCUUAGAUAUACCAUUACAUACAAUAUUUGUUGAAAUCCACAGCAACCAAGAAAUAGUCUAUAAUCAAAUUACUAGAACAAUAACUUCGUGGGUUGACAAUGGAAUAAGCGGAUUUUAUUUAAAAGGACUUGAUUUGUUUUUAAAUGAUUUGGCGCUUCUUAAAUGUUUAGAAAUAUGGAAACGUAUAGUUGGCAAAAAUAGAAUUCUGAUAAUUAACGAGAAUGUUUUAAAAGGAAAACCAACUUCAUUAUUAACAGAAAUUCAGCAACAUAUUGAUCUUGUGGACGUUUGCCUAGACCUGGAAGGUGGCACAAAAAAAAUUACAAAGCGCAUAGAAAAUAUUUUAGAAAACAUGCCGCCAGCCGAAUAUUCAGCUUGGAUACACUGGUCGAUUAUUGAUUCCAAAUUUAAAUAUCAGCACGAUCGAGAUUCAUCCAAUUCGAAUUUAAUAAUAGCUGGCACAAUAAUGCAGCUUAUGCUGCCAGGUACACCAAAUAUAAUGUAUGAGGAUGAAAUGAAUGGAGGAAUAUAUAACAAUAUAAAAAUUCAUAAGCCAACUGAUAGACUUAAAAUUGUAAGAAAUAUGAUAUCUUUGCGAAAGCGUUCCCCCGCUAUAUAUAAAAGUAUAAUUUGUAAGUCAAAUAGUAAUAUUCAGAAUACCUUAAUUCGACAUACCAAUGACGACACACUUAUUAUCGUACGCAACUACCCACGAAGAAACUCUUUUGCAUCUGUUACAAACUUAGGCCAGAAUAAAAUUACAUUAGACUUGACAUCGACAUUUUAUAGUGGCACUCGAAUGCUCACUAAUGAAACCAAUAAAAUAUUUUUUAAAAAUUUUGAAAUAGAUCCGUUUGAUACCAUUGUUGUUAAAUUAGAUAAGUAGAAUGCAUCUUUUUUAUUAUAUAUUAAUUUUAUGUUUCAGCUAAAAUUUAAUAAAUAAACCAUACCUAAACCAAAAACUAGAA
Messenger RNA from Drosophila obscura, 1903 nucleotides. Its product is annotated as 4F2 cell-surface antigen heavy chain-like. Bases 157 to 1821 code for a protein of 554 amino acids. The transcript has 4 exons. The record is from RefSeq and is a predicted model, not a curated record. Lineage: Eukaryota; Metazoa; Arthropoda; Insecta; Diptera; Drosophilidae. Gene Ontology annotation, biological process: amino acid transport; carbohydrate metabolic process.